Rosa chinensis is the source of this 317-nucleotide messenger RNA. RefSeq names its product fe-S cluster assembly factor HCF101, chloroplastic-like. Gene Ontology annotation, molecular function: ATP binding; 4 iron, 4 sulfur cluster binding. Gene Ontology annotation, biological process: iron-sulfur cluster assembly. NCBI's taxonomy places the organism in Eukaryota, Viridiplantae, Streptophyta, Magnoliopsida, Rosales, Rosaceae. Bases 18 to 317 code for a protein of 99 amino acids. Gene Ontology annotation, cellular component: chloroplast stroma. The record is from RefSeq and is a predicted model, not a curated record. The transcript is spliced from 3 exons.
UUGCUGCAAUUGAGAAUAUGAGCCAUUUUGAUGCUGAUGGGAAGCGUCAUUACCCAUUUGGUAAAGGCUUAGGCUCAGAGGUUGUAAAGCAGUUUGGUAUCCCUAAUCUAUUUGAUUUUCCCAUUAGACCAACUCUAUCUGCGUCUGGAGAUCGUGGAGUACCUGAAGUGGUAGCUGAUCCUCUAGGUGAAGUUUCUAAGACAUUUCAGGAGCUUGGAAUAUGUGUUGUGCAACAAUGUGCUAAGAUUCACCAACAAGGUAUGUUUGAGGAGCAAGUUGUUAGGAUUCUGCUCAAGUUGACUGCAUACCAUAAUUAA